Ostertagia ostertagi is the source of this 384-nucleotide messenger RNA. Lineage: Eukaryota; Metazoa; Nematoda; Chromadorea; Rhabditida; Trichostrongylidae. The record is from the annotation of a GenBank genome assembly.
AUGGAUCUAUGGGGUCAGAUGAUGCAUCGUAUGAUGAAUGACUACUUUCGCGACUUCAAUCGUUGGGACAGAAGCCUCUAUCCAUAUUGGAGACAUGCCGACCAUUCAGUGAUGCACGUGGCUGAUGAAACUCAACAGGUUGUCGACGAUGACAAAAAGUUCGCUGUCUCAGUCGAUGUGUCUCAGUUUCACCCGGAAGAGUUGAAAGGUGAAUCUCGAUGGUCGUCAUUCAUUCGCAAAUGGACACUACCGGAAACAGUGAAUCUUGAAGCUAUCCGUACUCAACUCAGCGAUGCUGGCCAUCUAUCCAUCGAGGCACCGAAAGUAACCGCGACAAGCACCCAGCGACGCACGAUCCCGAUAGAGAGAGCCCCUUCCCAGUGA